Molecule: messenger RNA, 930 nt
Organism: Aspergillus puulaauensis
Lineage: Eukaryota; Fungi; Ascomycota; Eurotiomycetes; Eurotiales; Aspergillaceae
Exons: 1
Coding region: 1-930 (309 amino acids)
Source: RefSeq, a predicted model, not a curated record
AUGCACCUCCCAUCAUCAGCACCAGAAUCUUCGGCACACCAAGGCCGGCUAUACUUCCUCGACGUCGGAAUCUCCACUCCAGCCCUCCACGGCCGCAUCCUAACAUGCCACGCCGACGGCUCGGGCUUCCGCGAACUAAUAACCAACAUCCACACAAUGCCCGAUGGAAUCGCCGUCGACAAAGAGGCCGGCCAUAUCUACUGGUCGAAUAUGGGGAUCCCAUCUGCGAACGACGGGUCUAUUCAGCGGUGUACCCUGGAUGGAAAGAAUAUCGUGACGGUUGUGCCGAAGGGGUAUACGCAUACGCCGAAGCAGCUCACUAUUGCGCAGCAUAGUCGGAAAUUGUAUUGGUCUGAUCGGGAGGGGAUGAGGGUUAUGAGGGCGGAUAUGGAUGGGGGGGAUGUGGAGACUCUUUAUGUGGCUGGGGAUGUGCAGGGGAAGAGAGUUGAGGAUUGGUGUGUUGGAAUUGCGGUUGAUGAGGAGGGGGGACAGGUGUUCUGGACGCAGAAGGGGCCGUCGAAGGGGAAUGGGGGGAGGAUAUUCAGGAUGGGGAUUGAAUUGAGGGAGGGCGAGACUGCGGAAUCCAGAUCGGAUGUGACGAUUGUUAAGGAGGGUCUGCCGGAGCCGAUUGAUCUCGAGCUGGACCAUCAGCAGCGGAAACUGUAUUGGACGGAUCGGGGGGAUCCGCCGUAUGGGAACUCGGUCAAUGUGGUGGGGGUUGAUGACGUUGUUGAUUCGAAGGCGCGGCCGGAGAUUCUGGUUCGCAAGCUGCAUGAGGGCAUUGGAAUUGCGCUGGAUUUGAAGAAUGGGCGCAUGUUCUUUGGGGAUCUAGGGGGGUCGUUGUAUAGUUCCAACCUGGACGGGACCUGCAAGACCACAGUCAUCCCUGAUAUUGGUGGUGCAGUCACUGGGAUUGCUUAUGUUGAGUAG